GGCGUCGCAGGCGGGUGGCGGCGGCCGCGCUGGCUGCCGAGGGCGGGAGCGAGUGAGUCACUGCGCGCGUGUGAGGGAGGGAAGGAGUGAGCGAGCGAGCAGCCCGCGCCCGUCGCCCUCCUGCCGCUGCCGCCAGGUCCCCCCAGCCGCCGGCUGCCUUCCGCCCAGCGCCCAGGCCGGGCCGAGCCGAGCCGGGUCGGGCCCGGGCCAUGCUGCUCACCGUGUACUGUGUGCGGAGGGACCUCUCCGAGGUGACCUUUUCCCUCCAGGUCGACGCCGACUUCGAGCUGCACAACUUCCGCGCGCUGUGCGAGCUCGAGUCCGGCAUCCCCGCCGCCGAGAGCCAGAUUGUCUAUGCAGAAAGACCUCUCACCGACAACCACAGGUCACUGGCUUCUUAUGGUUUAAAAGAUGGUGAUGUUGUAAUUCUACGACAGAAGGAGAAUGCAGACCCUCGCCCUGCAGUGCAGUUCUCAAACUUACCCCGGAUUGACUUCAGUAGCAUAGCUGUGCCUGGCACGUCAAACCCCCAACAGCGCCAGCUGCCCAGAACACAGGCUCAGCACUCAUCUCCUGGGGAAAUAGCAUCAUCUCCUCAAGGCUUAGACAACCCAGCCCUGCUCCGAGACAUGCUGCUGGCCAAUCCGCAUGAGUUGUCCUUGCUGAAGGAGCGUAACCCACCCUUGGCGGAAGCUCUGCUCAGUGGCGAUCUUGAGAAAUUCUCUAGGGUCUUGGUGGAGCAGCAGCAGGACCGAGCCCGGAGAGAACAAGAACGGAUUCGUCUGUUUUCUGCUGACCCCUUUGAUCUCGAAGCUCAGGCAAAGAUAGAAGAAGAUAUAAGGCAGCAGAACAUCGAGGAGAACAUGACGAUAGCUAUGGAGGAGGCCCCGGAGAGCUUCGGCCAGGUCGCCAUGCUGUACAUCAACUGCAGAGUGAACGGGCAUCCUGUGAAAGCCUUUGUCGACUCAGGAGCCCAGAUGACUAUUAUGAGCCAGGCCUGUGCAGAAAGGUGUAACAUAAUGAGGCUGGUAGAUCGUCGGUGGGCUGGCAUUGCCAAAGGAGUAGGCACACAGAAGAUUAUCGGAAGGGUGCAUCUAGCUCAGGUUCAGAUUGAAGGCGAUUUUCUGGCGUGCUCCUUCUCGAUUCUGGAAGAACAGCCUAUGGACAUGCUUCUGGGCCUGGACAUGCUGAAACGGCACCAGUGUUCUAUUGACUUGAAGAAGAAUGUUCUGGUGAUUGGCACCACGGGCUCACAGACCACCUUCCUUCCUGAGGGGGAGUUACCAGAGUGCGCUCGUUUGGCGUACGGAACCGGGCGAGAGGACAUUCGGCCAGAGGACAUUGCAGACCAAGAAUUAGCAGAAGCCAUUCAAAAAUCAGCCGAGGAUGCAGAGAAAAGCAGUAAAGAAUCUACCUCACUGGGAAUGUCAUCAUUGCCGACUUCAGAUGGAUUUGACCAUCCUGCUCCUUCAGGGCAGAGUCCUGAGGUUGGUAGCCCAACGAGUCUCCCUCGCUCUGUUUCUGCUUCCGUCUGCGCCAUCAAGCCCGGUGACCCCAAUAGCAUUGAAUCUCUAGCUAUGGAGGCUACGAAGGCUUCAGCUGAAUUCCAGACACACUCUAAGAAAACAGACCCUCCUCCUCUGCAGGCUCCUCCUGACCUUGCUUCCUCAGCAGAGCAGAGUCUAGCCAUGCCUUUGCAUACGUCAUCAAAAGAAGCAGUUGUUGCAGGUAAUCUGGAGAAAUCUGUUGAGAAAAGAACCCAGGGCCUCAGAGUGUAUCUCCACACAAGACAGGAUGCUAGUUUAACUCUCACAACUACAGGGAUGCAUGAGCCACAGAUAUUUGUGGAGGAAAAGAGUUUGUAUCCAGAAAAUCAGACCCCAAGUCACGUGAACGGCCUUCAGCAGCACAGAGAAACCGAGAGUGUGCAGCGUGAGGCUGGACUGCAGAGUGCUCCACGGCACCAGGAGUGUCUUUGUGACACAGAAGACCUUGAGCUUCAGGAAGAAGUUGUCAGUUUGGAGGCUCUGACGAAAGGUGAGCUACAGAGAAACGCUCAUCUUGCCAGUGCAGAGAAGGGUCUUCCAGCUCCAGGACUCUGUGGCUGCUCAUGCUCAGAAGCCCUGAUGGAAGUAGAUACAGCUGAGCAGUCUCGGGUUGCUAUGUGCAGCUCAACAGGCAGGCAGGAUGCCGUCAUCAAGAGCCCUAGUGUAGGACAUCUCGCUUCAGAUAAUCCCACUAUGGAAGUGGAGACAUUACAGUCUAACCCCUCCUGUGAACCUGUGGAACAUUCCAUCUUGACUCGGGAAUUGCAGAUCCCAGAAGAUAAUGUUGAAAUGUCUACAGUGGAUAACAAAGAUGACAGUUCCUCUUCCCUUCUAAGUGGCCAUGGUCAGCCCUCUGUGGAAUCAGCAGAAGAAUUUUGUUCAUCUGUCACAGUGGCCUUGAAAGAACUCCAUGAGCUUUUGGUCAUUAGCUGUAAGCCAGCUUCAGAAGAUUCACCUGAGGAUAUUACCUGUCAGUCAGAGAUAGGAGCUGAGAGCCAACCAAGUGUUUCAGACCUUACAGGAAGAAGGGUCCAAAGUGUGCAUUUGACCCCUAGUGACCAGUACUCACAAGGCUCCUGUCAACAGGCCACCUCUGAAUCAGGAAAGCCAGAAAUCGUAGGAACUGCCCCUUGUGCUGCGGUAGAAGAUGAAGCAUCCACUAGCUUUGAAGGUCUGGGUGAUGGCUUGUCACCUGGCCGAGAAGGUGUCCGCAGAUCAACAGAGUCAGCCAGGAAGAGCUGUUCUGUCGCCAUAACCUCAGCUAAACUGUCUGAGCAGUUGCCCUGCACCUCAGGGGUAGAAACAGAAAUAGCACCUGAACUUGCAGCAGGUGAGGGUGUCCACAGUCAGCCUUCUGAGCAUGUGCAUAAUCCAGGCCCAGACAGACCGGAGACCAGCAGUGUCUGCCCUGGAGCUGGGUUGCCCCUUAGUGGAUUGGACCAAACUCCCACACAGUCCUUGUCCACCCCCUCCGUUCUUCCACCGUUCAUCUUUCCUGCCGCAGAUGUUGACAGGAUUCUUGGUGCCGGCUUCACUCUGCAGGAAGCGCUCGGGGCUCUGCAUCGAGUUGGUGGGAAUGCAGACCUUGCCCUUCUUGUUUUGUUAGCAAAGAACAUUGUAGUCCCAACAUAAUUGUGGGAAGUGGGCUGGGCCGCACUUCAUUCCUUUUGAAAAAGCCCUUUUCACACAAAUAUACUACACACACACACACACACACACACACACACACACACACACACACUAUGUGUAGAAAAUCUGCAAGCAAAAUGUUGAGCCAGAUUUUUUUUUUGCCGGCCAAAGUAAUUUAUGAUCUUCUGUCUGAAUUUGUCUAUUCUACUUGUUAACAUUUGGGCCUUUUAAAUGUAUUGGCAGUGUGUGCAUACAAAGCUUUUUAUUCUCAUGACGAUGAUGUAUUCUGGAAUAAAGCAGAUGGUUUUGUGUAUAGCAUACCAUUUUAGAAUGAGUGAGUGCUUUGAAAGCAGGAGUCAUGAGGAGCCUGCCAUCUAUGGAGCUAGGACAGAUGAGCUGCCCGCUGGGGCUCUGGCUGUGCUGUGUACAGGGGAUGGCUUUUAACAGGAAGCUGGAGAAGAUAAUAACUAACUUGUAGAGUUGGAUGGUUUGAUUUGUGUGCUCAGGGUUGACAUUUAAGUAGGGCGAGUGGGAGGGCUUACACCUUGGGCUACCUUGUACAUCAUAGCCUGCUGCAUGGACUGAUUGCCAAAUACCUUCAUGACCAUGGGGAGGGUGUGGGGAAAUUCACAUUAGAGUGAAACCUGGUGCUACUUGUAUUUUAAAAGGGAAGGGAAAAAAUCGCAAUCAUAAUUCCAUUUGUAAAUGUCAAGGACUGAGCUAAAGAUAAUGGCUUAGACAGACACUGGCGUGUACUAGAGACAGAGUCGAGGCGUCUCACUGACACCCCAGCCCUCCCAGUGAUCAGGGCUGACCGCCAGGAGCCUGCUGGCUUUGCAGACUCAUCUGCUAGGAAGUUCUUCCCAGGCUCAGUCGGAGCUGAGUGAGACAGCGAGAGAGCGAGGUGCUUGUCUGUGAGUGCCCCUCAUGGCGGUGGAAAUACAAUGGAAGUUCUGACAACAGUGGCCUUGGUACAGUCUUCAUCCCUUUCUUUCCUCAGGAGUUUCUUUUCUAAGCAGGAUCCAUGUUUGUGUCCAUCAAGUUGAGCUAAAGUGGGGCAGAAUGUGUAGCUGUGUUUGUUGUGGCCUUUUUAGUGUAAGCUCUCGCCUUGCAAGUCUCUGUCCGUGGGCCCCACUGUGCAAUAAUCACUCCGGAUAGGUUUGAAAGAAUCCUUUCCUGGAACAUGAACUGUUGUCUUAGGUGUCUGGCAGGAAUCUCUAAUCUUGCUUUUCUUGAAAAGGAUUUUAAGGAUACUUCCAGGUUCCAGGUUGAGAGUUUAUUAAAAUGAAAGUAUUAAAAUCAAAUUCUGAACUUAGCAUUAACUGAUUUUUGCCUAAAAGUCACUAUCAUUCUCUCUCCUCCCCCCACCCCCACCCCCUUUCAAGGCUUGGUUUUAUUCAUCAAAAUUGAAGUCAUCAAGCACAGACGGGUUCAUAUCUCAGGAGUUUUUGACCUUUAGGGGCACUUACAGGGGUUUCUGUUCUUUGGUCUUACUCUUUUUUGCCACUUGUUUGUGUGCCGAGACUCACUUCAGUGACACAGUGGCAAGUCACACCGAGUACCAUGAUCCUUUCUGGAAUUAGGGAAACGUGGCUGGAUGGCCUUGUGGUUCACAGCUCUCCGUCAGGCCCUCCGAGCAUCAGGCUAGCCGGGCUGUCUGAGAAAUUCUUUCAGAUGAGCACGGCCUGUCCACCUUUUGCCUGUUCUACACCAAAGAUGUCUCUGUGUGAUUCGCUAGGAAACUGCUCCCAGGGUUCUGUCACCCAGCUUAGAGCCAUGUCUGAAGCAAGAACAGGAAGUGCAGUGAAGCCUGGUGUUGGCUUGGGGUGGGGGUGAUGUUCUGAGUCACAAAUCCUUGGAGCCACAGGGUGGGGUGGAUAAAGGAAAGUACUGAUGGCAACUCCUCCCAGAAGGCCUGUGCGAGCAGACGAAAUUGGCAUGCAAAGGCAGUGGUGUGGCCACCGACUCUCCCAUGUAGAAGUUUGGGAGGUGGCCCUAGCUAAAAUAUAGAAUACCAGUCUGGAAAAGAUUUCAUUACAAUAGCUUUUGAUGUAUGUACUUGUAUGCUAUUUUUAGAAGCAGUUUGAUAGGUCAGUGAUUAUACAGGUGGUGUUCUUAGGAGUACUUUGAAUAAGCUGGACUCACUUGCCAAAUACUUUGUCCUUUUGGUUGUUAUUUUCUUUGCAACAAAUAGUUGCUUUUGAUUUUUAAGAUCUGUCAAAAAUAAAUAAAAAGCCCAGGCGAGCUGACAUACCGUUCAUUCUAGGAGGCAAGUGAUAUUUGAGGUCAAGGCCAGCAAUCUUUUGUCUGCAGUUUGGAUGAAGUUAGGGAUUCGUUAGGAAUUGAUUGGCUUAAACCGAGCAAUUCUAGAACAGAGGACAUUGAGGAACAUCACAUUAGUGGUACUUUGGAGUCAGCUUUCACUUAAGUCACUAUAGGAGUAAGAUCACAUCAGUGUGAACCCAGUGUUGAUCCUGUCAGAUCCCAACUGUAACAGCAAGGGCAGCUCCUCUGCCAGACCAUUGUCAGGGGGUUUUGUGGUGACUGCUUACCUCCAGCAGUGGUCUCCAUCUAUGCACCAAAGGAUUUUCUUGUAAAACUCACACUCAAGCUGAAGGGCUGGAGAUAACAGCCCUUUGAUUCUGGUUAGGGCCGUUUCCAGAUGUGCUAGUUCAGCCCUCUGCAGCAGCCGAAGUCUGUGUCUAGUGGGCUGUGCUUCAGAUGUUGACCGGUCAGGAUGAGAGUAGGAACCUGGCAAAGGAAGCAUUAGUAGGAAUGUGUGAGACCUCCUGCCCCGAAGCCUACUCCCACUGAUUAUCUCCAGGAAAGGGGAGAGACAGCCCAAAACAUUACUUUGGCAAGAGGGUGCCUAGGAAUGGUGUAGGGGACCUGGUGUCGUGGAUUUUAUGACUAGCUUGUGUAGCAUCUGCCUGUUCGUCCCUCUCUACAGCUUUCUAUCUCUAGGUGAAGCCAUAAGAAUUUGUUUCAACUUUUCAGCUCAUGUCUAUAAAUAAAUACUAAGCUAUCUCAAAUAUAAGGUUAUUGAUAACUAUUUUUGCAUAGGUUGAAAAGCUUUUCUGUCUACAGAGACCGCACGUCUGGUGGCUUUUCUUCCUACUAUGUAUAUAAUAAACUGCCUUGCAAACAGCAGGACAAGAGUGUAAGGCAAAGUUUCAUUUUUGUUUUGUGGGUUUUUUUUUGAGACAGGAUCUCGCCAUAGCCCAGGAGGGCCUCAGCCUUUAGAAUACUAGGAUUACAGGUGCACACAACUAUACCCAGUUCACCCAGCGCAUUCCUGUUGCUACCUGUGGCCGAACUCUCUGGUGUAUCACUAGCAAUGCCACAGGGCUGAGGGGUAUGGUUUGGUGGAACUCCCGUGUAGUGUGUGAAGUCCUGGGUUUGAUCCUUACCACCGAAAAAGAAAAGUAAAAGCCAGUCUUGGGAUUUAAUAAAGUCUGUGGCUGACUAGAA
Molecule: messenger RNA, 6647 nt
Organism: Mus caroli (Ryukyu mouse)
Lineage: Eukaryota; Metazoa; Chordata; Mammalia; Rodentia; Muridae
Product: protein DDI1 homolog 2
Biological process (GO): proteolysis
Molecular function (GO): protein binding; aspartic-type endopeptidase activity
Source: RefSeq, a predicted model, not a curated record